Daphnia pulicaria is the source of this 1847-nucleotide messenger RNA. Its product is annotated as unconventional myosin IC-like. Lineage: Eukaryota; Metazoa; Arthropoda; Branchiopoda; Diplostraca; Daphniidae. Gene Ontology annotation, biological process: vesicle transport along actin filament; actin filament organization. The coding region runs from base 105 to 1847 and encodes 580 amino acids. The transcript has 9 exons. The record is from RefSeq and is a predicted model, not a curated record. Gene Ontology annotation, molecular function: microfilament motor activity; ATP binding; actin filament binding. Gene Ontology annotation, cellular component: microvillus; vesicle; myosin complex.
CCGCCCUGGCGUCUAAAUUUCAGGCACUUGAACAGCAGCAACGGCCAUUAUCAUCUGCUGUCGUCAUAGCCGCUCGUCCGGACUGAGAGAGAAGAACUGACGUCAUGGAGCAAGAUUUGCAUGUAAGGGACCGGGUCGGAGUCCAGGAUUUUGUCCUGCUGGAAGAUCACACGUCCGAGUCGGCAUUUAUAGAAAACCUGCAAAAGCGAUUCAAUGAGGGGCUUAUUUACACAUACAUUGGACCAGUUUUGGUUUCCGUUAAUCCGUACAAGAACCUCCCCAUCUACGGAUCAGACUACGUCGAAAAGUACCGCAAUGUCAAUUUCUACGAACUGCCACCUCACGUAUUCGCCCUGACGGACACUGCGCUGCGGUCUCUACGCGGUGAACUGAUUAACCAAUGCAUCCUCAUUUCAGGUGAGUCGGGAGCGGGCAAGACGGAGGCCUCGAAAAAAGUGUUGCAAUUCAUCGCCGCCACGACGCGCAAGAAGGCGAAUUUGGAGACGGUCAAAGACAAAUUGCUCCAAUCCAACCCGGUCCUGGAGGCCUUCGGUAACGCCAAAACCAAUCGCAACGAUAACUCGUCACGAUUCGGCAAAUAUAUGGACGUCGAGUUCGAUUUCACCGGCGACCCUACCGGUGGGCACAUCAUCAACUAUCUGCUGGAGAAAUCACGCGUAGUGUUCCAGGCUAAAGGCGAGCGCAACUUCCACAUCUUCUACCAACUUCUGGCCGGAGCCGAUGAUGCCCUUUUGGAGAAACUGUCACUCAAGAGGGACCCUAGUCACUACGUCUACCUUAAACAGGGCGAUAGUUCGAAGGUGAGCGGAGUCGACGACGCCGAGGGCUUCAAAACUGUCAGGGAGGCUCUGAAAGUCAUGGAAAUCGGAGAUGAAGAGCAACAGGCCCUUUACCUUCUCUUGUCCGUCAUCAUCCACCUGGGAAACAUCGAGUUCUCCAGCGGAGACGGCGGCAGGGCUAGAAUCACCAACCCAGACUUGGUUUCUACCAUCGCCAAGUUACUUCAAUGCCCCGAAGAGAAACUGGUGAAAGCCUUGCUGAAUAAGACGAUUGAAGCUCGGGAUGAUGUUGUGGUUUCACCGAUGGCCCGCGACGAAGCCGUCAAAGCCCGCGACGCCCUAUCCAAAUCCGUCUACGAGCGCAUGUUCACUUGGCUGGUCCAGCGGCUCAAUCGAUCCCUCCAAUCGUCCUGGGAGGUCAAGAAGAAAUACGUGCUCGGCAUUUUAGACAUUUACGGCUUUGAGAUCUUUCAGUCCAACAGUUUCGAGCAGCUUUGCAUCAAUUACUGCAACGAAAAGCUUCAGCAGCUCUUUAUCGAGCUGACGCUCAAAUCUGAACAGGACGAAUAUCGCCGCGAGGGCAUCGCCUGGGAACCCGUUACCUAUUUCGAUAACAAGAUCAUCUGUGACCUUAUUGAAGAAAAACACAAGGGUAUUAUUUCCAUCAUGGACGAGGAAUGUCUAGUGCCCGGGGAGACGAAUGACAAAACAUUCCUCAACAAGAUGGACAAGCUGCUGAGCGACCACCCGCAUUACCUGAGCCAUGCCAAAGGUGACAACAAAAUGAAGAAAACCAUCGAACGCGAAGAAUUCCGUCUGCUCCACUACGCCGGCGAGGUCACCUACAACGUCAAAGGUUUUUUGGAGAAAAACAACGAUCUGUUGUAUCGUGACUUGAAGGACGCCAUGAUUUCAUCUUCCAACCUUAUCACGAAAGAUGUUUUCACGUCAAGCGAACUGAGUAGCAGGAAACGUCUGGAUACAGCCGCUUCACAAUUCAAGACCAGUUUGGCCCGGCUAGUCGAAAUUUUGAUAAUACUAGAAUGA